AAAUGUAACAGUUGGCAAUCGUAUUUUUACUAGUGAAUGACAGAAGAAGCUCACUAACAGUCACGUUUUGCAAAAAGAAUCUCUAAAUUCUUUUAUACCUGAAAGAAACCUGAAUUAUUCAUUAUAUCAUCAAAAUGAUGCAACCACAGAUCCUUUUAUUGAAAGAAGGUACAGAUAGCUCGCAAGGAAAACCGCAGCUUAUAUCAAACAUAAAUGCGUGUCAAUCAGUUGUUGAUGCUGUACGCACCACUUUAGGUCCCCGUGGAAUGGACAAACUUAUCGUUGAAAAAAACGGUAAAGCUACUAUUUCGAACGAUGGUGCGACUAUUAUGAAACUUCUCGAUGUCGUCCACCCUGCUGCAAAAAGUUUGGUUGAUAUUGCAAAAUCUCAAGAUGCUGAAGUAGGUGAUGGCACCACCAGUGUUGUCCUUCUUGCGGGGGAAUUCUUGAAACAAAUUAAACCAUAUGUAGAAGAAGGUGUUCACCCACGCAUUAUUAUUAAAGCAGUGAGGCGCUCAUUGCAAUUAUGUCUUGAUAAAAUCAGCGAGUUGGCUAUUAAAAUUAACAAAGAAAAUGCAUCUGAAUUUCAUUCUUUGUUGCAAAAAUGUGCCGCAACUGCAAUGAGUUCCAAGUUAAUUAAUCAACAACGUGACUUUUUCUCUAAAAUGGUAGUGGAUGCGGUCUUAUUAUUGGAUGAUUUAUUACCAUUAAAUAUGAUUGGUAUCAAGAAAAUCCAAGGAGGUGCUUUGGAAGAUUCAGUUUUAGUCGCUGGAGUGGCAUUUAAGAAAACCUUUUCGUAUGCAGGCUUUGAAAUGCAACCGAAAAAUUAUCACAAUUGCAAAAUUGCACUGCUUAACAUUGAACUUGAGUUAAAAGCUGAGAGAGAUAAUGCUGAAGUUAGAGUUGACAAUGUUAAGGAAUAUCAAAAGAUUGUGGAUGCAGAAUGGAACAUCUUAUAUCAAAAGUUGCAGAAGAUUCACGAGUCUGGAGCUAAUGUCGUUCUGUCCAAACUCCCCAUUGGUGAUGUUGCCACACAGUAUUUUGCUGAUAGAGACAUGUUCUGUGCCGGUCGCGUUCCUGAAGAAGACCUCAAGCGCACAUUGAAAGCUUGUGGCGGAGCCGUCAUGACGACAGUUCACGAUCUCAACGAUUCGGUGUUGGGUAAAUGCGAAUACUUCGAAGAACGUCAAAUCGGCAGCGAACGAUUCAACUUUUUCAAAGGAUGUCCCAAUGCCAGAACAUGCACAAUCAUUCUCCGCGGCGGAGCCGAACAAUUUCUUGAAGAGACCGAGCGGUCUCUGCACGACGCCAUCAUGAUUGUGCGAAGGACAAUUAAAAACGAUGCGGUCGUCGCAGGCGGCGGGGCUAUCGAAAUGGAGCUUUCUCGAAUGUUGCGGGAUUAUUCGAGAACUAUAGCCGGAAAAGAACAAUUACUCAUUGGGGCCAUUGCCAAAGCUUUGGAAAUAAUCCCGAGACAAUUAUGCGACAAUGCUGGUUUUGAUGCUACAAACAUUUUGAAUAAAUUAAGACAGAAACAUGCGCAAGGCCAUUGCUGGUACGGUGUUGACAUCAACAAAGAAGAUAUAAGCGAUAAUCUGGAGGCAUGUGUUUGGGAGCCUGCUAUUGUCAAGGCUAAUGCUUUAACGGCCGCGACUGAAACCACUUGUUUAAUUCUGUCGGUGGAUGAGACCAUCAAAAAUCAAAAAUCUGGGGAUGCUCAGCCACAAAUGGGACGUGGCAUGGGAAGACCAAUGUAAUAGAUUUGGAUUUCAUUCAUUUUUAACUUUAAAAUCUUAAUUAACAGUUUGUAGUAAUGUCAAGUCAGUUAUUUUGUAUUGAUAUUGCAGUGCUGAAUUUGCAAAUUUAUUAAUAAAUUAACAUAUUAAUA
Molecule: messenger RNA, 1888 nt
Organism: Tribolium madens (black flour beetle)
Lineage: Eukaryota; Metazoa; Arthropoda; Insecta; Coleoptera; Tenebrionidae
Gene: CCT7
Product: T-complex protein 1 subunit eta
Exons: 3
Coding region: 135-1757 (540 amino acids)
Biological process (GO): protein folding
Cellular component (GO): chaperonin-containing T-complex
Molecular function (GO): ATP hydrolysis activity; ATP binding; ATP-dependent protein folding chaperone
Source: RefSeq, a predicted model, not a curated record